UCGCGUUGCGUGCCGUGCGCGCUGACGUUGCGCGGGGGGCUACGGUACGGGCGCCGCGGUGUGAGGCUGGCGGGGCCGAGGACGGGGCCGGACGGGCUGCAGAGACGGGAACUCCAAGGCAGUCUGCUUAGAAGAGAGCCCUGCCAAAGGAUCUAAACGGAGAAAGAUCUUUUGGGACAGUCCCCCCCAUGUGAUCCCAGCUUCAGUGGCAGAAGGAUUUGCAUUCCAGGUCGUGCCCUCCUCCACCCUCGGGCCAAACCGUAGGACUUAAAGCUGAAACCAUGUGAGAGGGUUUCCCUUGCUCCCCCCUCUCCCCGACCCCCUUCCCUCCCCCCUCCCCAGCCUUGGGCGUGUCGCUGCUGAGCCACAUUGACACGUCUGCCACCAUGAUGUUCCGGGAUCAGGUGGGAAUCCUGUCCGGCUGGUUCAAAGGUUGGAACGAAUGCGAGCAGACGGUGGCUCUGCUCUCCCUCCUCAAGCGCGUCACUCGCACCCAAGCCCGCUUCCUGCAGCUGUGCCUGGAGCACUCGCUGGCCGACUGCACCGAGAUCCACAUCGUAGAGUCGGAGGCCAACAGCGCAGCUGUCAUCAGCCAGUGGCACCAGGAAUCGAAGGACAAGGUGGUCUCCCUGCUCCUGUCUCACCUGCCCCUGCUGCAGCCUGGCAACACGGAAGCCAAGUCCGAAUACAUGAAGCUAUUGCAGAAGGUCCUGGCCUACUCCAUCGAGAGCAACCUGUUCAUCGAGGAAAGCCGGCAGCUGCUGUCCUACGCCCUCAUCCACCCGGCCACCACGCUGGACGAUCGCAACUCCCUGGCCCUGUGGCUCAACCACCUUGAGGAACGCCUGUCUAGUGGCUACUCCGGCCAGGGCAGGGGCCGGCCCGACACUGCCUACCACUCGCGCCAGGGCUCGGACGAGUGGCAGGGCCCUGUGGACUCGGGCAUGGGCGAGCUGGGACACGGCUGGCAGGAGAAGCUUCCCCGCGAAAACGGACACUUGCCUUUCCACUCCUCUAGCUCGGUGCCCUCGGCGAUCAACAGCAUGGGAAACAACGCCAAUGCAGCUCUGCCCUGCCAAAUCCACCCCAGCCCGCUCAAGCGCUCCAUGUCCCUCAUCCCCACCAGUCCGCAGGUCCCCGGCGAGUGGAUGAGCCCCGAUGAGCUGUGUGCCCGGCAGGCUUUCAUCCCGGGGGACCACGCGCCCCUGUCCCCCCAGAGCAGCGUGGCCUCCUCGGGCAGCGAACAGACGGAGGAGCAGAUUGGCAGCCGCAACACCUUCCAGGAGGAUGGCAGUGGCAUGAAAGACGUUCCCUCGUGGCUGAAGAGCCUUCGUCUGCACAAGUACGCAGCCCUCUUCUCCCAGAUGACGUACGAAGAGAUGAUGACCCUCACGGAGCAGCAUCUGGAGUCUCAGAAUGUGACCAAAGGGGCCAGGCACAAAAUUGCCCUGAGCAUCCAGAAGCUUCGGGAGAGGCAGAGCGUUCUCAAGUCUCUGGAGAAGGACAUCCUAGAAGGAGGGAACCUGUGGAAUGCGCUCCAGGAGCUCCAGCAGAUAAUCAUCACGCCCAUCAAAGCAUACAGCUCCCUCCAGGCCAUGGCCACGCCCAAGGAGGGGCAGCAGGCGAUGCCGGAGCGCCACGGAGCCCCCAGGCCGGGCCUGGACAAAGCCACCAACGGGGCAGAAGACAAGGAGCCUGCAGUGGACGGCUUCCCAUCCCAGACGGCCUCCCCCUGCGACGGGGAGUCGGCCACGGCACCCAUCGCGGAAGGGGACAUCCCGGGGCAGUUCACCCGGGUGAUGGGGAAAGUGUGCACGCAGCUGCUCGUCUCCCGGCCCGACGAGGAGAACAUCACCAGUUACCUCCAGCUCAUAGAGAAGUGCCUGACUCACGAGGCAUUCACGGAGACGCAGAAGAAGAGGCUGUUGUCCUGGAAGCAGCAGGUGCUGAAGCUGCUGCGAGCGUUCCCCCGGAAAGCCGUGCUGGACAUGCAAGGGUACCGCCAGCAGAAAGGGUGGGCUUUUGGUUCCAACUCUCUCCCCAUAGCUGGAUCUGUGGGGGUGGGCGUUGCGCGCAGAGGGCAGCGGCCGUUCCAGAUGCCCCCUCGAGCCAUGCCCCCGAGCCGCCUGGGGCUGCUGAGCCCAGCGGGGAUUGGAGGGGUCUUGCCCCGGCAUGCACUUACCAGCCCCAUCGGGAGCCAGGGACGACAGAACCUGUGGUUCGCCAAUCCCGGGGGCAGCAACAGCAUGCCCGGCCAGAGUCGCAGCUCGGUCCAGCGCACCCAUUCGCUACCCGUCCACACGUCCCCGCAGGCCAUCAUCAUGUUCCCCCAGGAUUGCCAGAUCCCUGGAACAGACCUGGAGAUCAACCCCACGCUGGAGUCGCUGUGCCUGAGCAUGACGGAGCACGCGCUGGGCGAUGGCACCGACAAGACCUCCAGCAUCUGACCAGCCUCGGGGAUCCGUGGUUCCUGAGAAGCUUUAAGGGGUUCUCUUUAUUUUUUGAGGGGGUGCUUAAAGGGGUGGUUGAAUCUUC
Chelonoidis abingdonii (Abingdon island giant tortoise) is the source of this 2535-nucleotide messenger RNA. It is a transcript of the gene SAMD4B, whose product is annotated as sterile alpha motif domain containing 4B. Gene Ontology annotation, biological process: regulation of mRNA stability; nuclear-transcribed mRNA poly(A) tail shortening; negative regulation of translation. Gene Ontology annotation, molecular function: translation repressor activity; mRNA binding; protein binding. The record is from RefSeq and is a predicted model, not a curated record. Gene Ontology annotation, cellular component: P-body. Lineage: Eukaryota; Metazoa; Chordata; Testudines; Testudinidae.